Funneliformis geosporum is the source of this 702-nucleotide messenger RNA. The record is from the annotation of a GenBank genome assembly. Lineage: Eukaryota; Fungi; Glomeromycota; Glomeromycetes; Glomerales; Glomeraceae.
AUGGCCGAAGUAUGGGAAGAUUCGACGGAAGAUAAUAUUAAUCUGAAGGUUUAUCGUGAAAAUUUUCGUCGACCUUUUGAUGAACCUGAAGGUCCCAUCACUUGGCAUCAAAAUAUUCGAGGAUUAUUCACAGAAAAUAAUGCUCGUUGCAUGAUUUCAAAGAAUAUAAAUCUCUCUUCAUACGAUUCCGUGAAAGAUAAUGCCAAACCGAUUUACAUAAAAUUGUCUCGUAAGGAAAUGCCUCCGGGAGAUCCUUGGUCUGAUUAUCAGAUUGGACUGUUUAAAAGGUGGAUGGACGGAGAUGGUCAUGGUGAGAACAAAUGUUUACUGGGAGAUGUUCCUUCAGCUACCGAUUACAGCAAAAAAAUCAGAGAUGCUCCAUUACGAUAUCAAUUCCCUGAAACACUUCCCGAUGAUUUCAUCCCAACUUUUUAUCAAAAUAUCAAACCUUUGUUCACUGUAUGCGAUCAAAAAUUCGGCAAGGAAGAUUAUCAAGUGGAUAUUAUGGACUACGAACAAGUUCGAAAUCAAGCGAAAAAGCAUGUACAAGGUGAUAAAAACAAAAAUAUUAUCAAUGAUAUUGUGAAUAACGUUUUUCCUACAGGAAGUCAAUGGCCAUCAACUUGGAAAAAUGUUUUAAACAGAUGGAUAAAGUAUGAUUGUAAAAUAGGGGAGGUACCAAUUGGUCAAGAAAGCCUUUAA